AUGGCUCCCUCGGCCCUCCUGAGCUUCUUCGGCUUCGGCAUGAUACCGAGCAGGAAACGCGACAAAGGCGGCACCAAGUCUCACCCUUCGUCGAACUCGACUGCUCUUACUCCCAGCAAAAGACUACCAAAGCCUCCUGGCGCCUCGGCCCCGGUUCCUACCUCUCGCGCAGCACCUCCGGCAUCACCACCACAGCCGCAAUGGCAGCCUCAGUACGACGGGGCAAACUACCAGUUCCGGCCGGCAGGCUACCUGCCAGGACCCAACGGAUGGAUGCCACCACCGGCAUCCUACCCUUACGAAGGCGGCCAGGCUGCGCCGCCGAUAAUAAUGCACCAACAUUACUACAUCUCACCGGCGGCGCCGCCACCAAUGCCGCCACCGAAAGGCCCUGUCAACUACGGCGGCGGCGGUUCAUCCACUGCCGAUUCCAUGUUCAACAUGGCCAACGAUGCGCUCCCAUCAUCGCUGCAGGUGGCACCGCCUCCGCGAUACGACGACUGCUUGCCGGCAUGGCACGACUACGGCACACAGCUGCUCAACCAAAGCGCCGCAAUCUGCGACCAGCUCCAGUCCAGGCUCAACGACGUGCUAACUUCAAUCGACCUGGAGCACUACAAGGGCAACGAGAGGGAGCUGUUCACGCUACCCUCGGCGCAGUCGCCCGGCAUCGGGCCCUCGCGCCCGGGUCAGCCUGUGGGACUUCUCCCUGCCGCGAGCGCCUCUGCUCCGUCGUCGCCCAGGCCUUCUUCGGCUCCCACGCGAUCCUCUUCCAGGAGGUCUACCACUAAGAAGAGCCACCAUCGCAAGGAGCACUCCAAGUGCCAGAGCACCGCUCUGACAGCCAACGUGGCGUCGAGCGACUACUUCGCCAAGGUCGAUCUUUACGCUAACUCCAAGCUGCCGAUGAACCUCCCGCCCCUCAAACUCUACAUCCCGACAUGGCCCAUCUUAUGUCUCGCGGCGCAGUACUCGGAGCGAGUGUAUGACAACCCUCGCGGUGCCGAGCGCGACACGCACGUGGACUCGGACUGGCGGACGGGCGCCAAGGCCAUGACCAUCAAGUCGGUGCCAAUGGACCACAUGAACACCAUCGUGUUCGCGAUCCGCGGCACCGCCACUUUUAUGGACUGGACCGUCAAUCUCAACACGGCCCCAGCCUCGCCCAAGGGCUUCCUCGACGACCCGGGCAACUUCUGCCACGCGGGGUUCCUCAGCGUCGCCCGCAGUAUGGUGGCGCCCGUCGCCGCCCGCCUGCGCCGCCUGCUCGAGGAGGACCCGGGCCGGAGCAGCUAUAGCCUCCUACUAACGGGCCACUCGGCCGGCGGCGCCGUCGCCGCCCUGCUGUACAGCCACAUGAUGGGGUCCGGCCGUAACGGGUCGUCCUCGGAGCUGUCGCAGAUGGCCGGCUGCUUCCGGCGCAUCCACUGCGUCACCUUUGGCGCGCCCCCGGUGUCCCUCAUGCCGCUGGUGGCGCCCGAGCCCGCCAUAGACGACGGCAACGGCGGCAGCAGCAGCAGCAGCAGCGCCGCCACUAGCGGCGGUGGCAACGGGAGGAAGAGCCUGUUCCUCAGCUUCAUCAACGAGGGCGACCCGGUCGCGCGGGCUGACAAGGCCUACGUCAAGAGCCUUCUCGAGCUGUUCGCAGCACCCGCGCCCCCGUCGUCGUCUCCAAUGUCGAGGGAUGGAGGCGGCAGCAGCAGCGGCAGCAGCAGCGGUAGCAGCAGCGGCAGGUCGCACAGGCCGGGUAAGAAGUCGUCGUCGUCGUCCGUCUCGGGCUCCUCGUCGCACUCGAAGAGGUCCUCGUCCGGGGGCGGCGGCGGCGUCAGCGGCAGCAGCAGCAGCAGCAGCGGCGGCGGUGGCGCCGGCGGUAGCAGCCGGUCGUCCCGCUCCUCCUCCUCCUCCUACCCCCCCUCCUCGGCCUCGUCGGGCACCGUCUGGCACGUGCCGCCGACGACGCUCAGCAACGCCGGGCGAGUCGUGGUGCUGCGGUCGGGCGACCCCAAGUCGCGCCUCAAGGGCCGUAAGACGGUCGAGGAGCGCCUCAACGAAGGCGUCGUCGCCCAGGUCACGACCGACGACCAGCUGCGCGGCAUCAUCUGGGGCGACCCCGUCGCGCACCUCAUGCGCCUCUACGCCGGCCGCAUCGAGGUCCUGGCCGUCGGCGCCGUCACCGCCAAGGGCUACUGA
Messenger RNA from Gaeumannomyces tritici R3-111a-1, 2190 nucleotides. RefSeq lists its product as hypothetical. Gene Ontology annotation, biological process: lipid metabolic process. Bases 1 to 2190 code for a protein of 729 amino acids. The transcript is spliced from 2 exons. NCBI's taxonomy places the organism in Eukaryota, Fungi, Ascomycota, Sordariomycetes, Magnaporthales, Magnaporthaceae. The record is from RefSeq and is a predicted model, not a curated record.